Messenger RNA from Eimeria mitis, 2517 nucleotides. RefSeq lists its product as uncharacterized. The record is from RefSeq and is a predicted model, not a curated record. Lineage: Eukaryota; Apicomplexa; Conoidasida; Eucoccidiorida; Eimeriidae.
AUGGCCGACAGGGAUCUGCCGCUGCAGCAGCAGCUGCAGUUGCAGAAACUACAGCAGCAGCAGCAGCAGCUGCAGCAUCUGCAGCAGCAGCAGCUGCAUCAUAUACAGCAGCAGCAGCUGCACCAGCAGCUAUACCUGCAGGAGCAAGCAGAGCAGCAGCUGCAGCAGCAUGCAGCAGCAUAUACAGCAUCGGGGCCCCUCUCUCAGCAGCAGCAGCAGCAGCAGCACUUCGCCUCAGCAGCAGCAGCAGCAGCAGCAGCAGCAGCAGCAGCAGGAGAUGAAGGCCUCAGUCUCCUCAGCUACCCUUCCUGUGCUGCUAUGCUGCCGGGGAGCUUUCUGUAUGAGGAUAGCUGCUGCAGGCCGUUGGCUGUAUAUGGAGAGAGCAGCAGCUUCUAUGUGCAGCAGCAACUGCAGCAGCAGCAGCAGCAGCAGCAGCAGCUAAUGCAGCUGCAGCAGCUGCAGCUGCAGCACCAUGAGUACCAUCAGCUGCUGCUGCUGCAACAGCAGCAGCAACAGCAGCAGCAGCAACCAGCAGCAAUCCAAGACUCAACAGCAGCUCAACUAAAAGACAAGCUCUGCUCCUCUACCCCUACAACAGCAGCAGCAGCAGCAGCAGCAGCAGCAGCAGCAGCAGCAGCAGAAGAAGAGGGUAGUACUGCAUGCGCUUCUCCCCUCGAAGCUCCUCUUCCUUCUCCCUAUAACAAACAAAACAAAACGCAGCAGCAACAACAACCCCACCACAACCACCAAGGGGCCCUCAGCAGCAGAAACAGCAGCAGCAGCGAGACCAUCGCACACGCUGCUGCUGCUGCAGCAGCAGCAACAGCAACAGCAGCAGCAACAGCAGCAGCAGAGUGUGACGGAGAGGGGGGCGAGCUGCUGCAGGACGAUUCUAAGAACGAAACAGAAGGAGAUUUUGCUGCUGCUGCUGCUGCUCCAGCAGCAGCAGCAGCAGCAGCAGCAGCAGCAGCACAGGCUCCUGCUGCUGCUGCUGCUGCUCCAGCAUAUAAUAUCUUUAGCAGCGAAUUUGCUUCCUCUGAAAUAAUUAGCAGCAGCAGCCUGCCGCUGCAGGCGCAGCCGGACUUCUCUCCUGGUGUAAGAGGAUACCAGCAGCAGCAGCAGCAGCAGCAGCAGCAGCAGCAGCAGAUGCUGCUGCUGCAGCAACACCAGCAGCAGAUGGACGAUGACGUCCCUCUUAGAGUCACCUUACCCCCCACCAUGGGGGGGCUGCAUUCGCAGCUGCCGCUGAGCAGCAACAACUGCAGCAGCAGCAGCAGCAACAGCAACAGCUGCAGCAACAGCAGCAGCAACUGCAGCAGCAACUGCAGCAGCAACGCUUGCAUGCCUUCUUGCGGGAUGCAUUCUGCUGCUACUAUGUUCUAUGGCUGCGGCCUUUCAGCAGCAGCAGCAGCAGCAGAAGCAACAGCAGCAGCAGCCCGCCAUGUGCUUCAUCAGCAACGACAGCAGCAGCAGCAGCAGCAGCAGCAGCAGCAGCAGCAGCAACUGCAGCAGCAGCAGCAGCAAUGGAAAACGCAGCGAUACAGCUACACUAAGACACGCAACCCUGAAGCACCCGCAGCAGCAGCAGCAGCAGCAGCAGCAGCAGCAGCAGCGGGAGCAGGAGCAGAUGCUGCUGCUGCUGCAGCAGCAAGAAGAACAGCUGCAGAUGCAUAUACAUCGACAAAUGCAGCAGCAGAUCAAGGAACAGCAGAAGAACAGCUGCAGAUGCAUAUACAUCGACAAAUGCAGCAGCAGAUCAAGGAACAGCAGCAGCAGCAGCAGCAGCAGCAGCAGGAAGAAGAAUCCAUUGCCGCCUCGUUUUGCUGCUGGUCUCCAUACGCCUCCCCAGCUCAUCGGCAGCAGCAGCAGCAGCAGCAGCAGCAGCAGCAGCAGCAGCUUGAGGAGCAGCAGCAGCAGCAGGAGUGGGAGCAUGAGCGGCAGCAGCAGCACGAAGAGGAAGACGAGCAGCAAGAAUGGCAGCAGCAGCAGCAGCAGCAGCAGCAGCAGCAGCAGCAGCUGCAGCAGCAGCAGCAGCGGCGGGAGCAGGCUCGCCAGCAGCAAGAGUAUGAAUACGGAUCCGUGCAAGACUCAGCGGAGGCGGGGAGCUGCUGCAGCAGACCCUGUGUCUCUGCUGCUAUCCUGCAGCAGCUGCUGCAGGAGAUAAGCAGCUUGCGCAGCAGCGUCGAAGCAGCAGCAGCACUGCAGCAGCAGCAGCUGCGGCGGGAGCAGCAGAAGCAGCAGCAGCGUCAGGAGCAGCAGCAGCCGCAGCGGGAGCCGUUUAGCAUUAGCAGCAGCAACUCGUUUGAGGCACGACAGCGACAGCAACAGCAGCAGCAGCAAAGGCAGCAGCAGCAACAGGAGCAGCAGCAGCAGCAGCAGCAACAGGAGCAGCAGCAGCAGCAGCAGAAGCUUCCUGCAGUAGCUUCUGCUGCUGCUAUUUUCGAGCCGUCUGCAGCAACAAACCCAGGUAAAGCCUUCAUAACAACAACAAUUAAAUAUAAUCCAGCUCACCGCUAG